Molecule: messenger RNA, 673 nt
Organism: Lucilia cuprina (Australian sheep blowfly)
Lineage: Eukaryota; Metazoa; Arthropoda; Insecta; Diptera; Calliphoridae
Product: coiled-coil domain-containing protein 86
Exons: 2
Coding region: 104-577 (157 amino acids)
Cellular component (GO): nucleolus
Source: RefSeq, a predicted model, not a curated record
UCACAAAAAAAGAAAUAACAAAAACAAACACACGUGUGAAAGAAAUAUUUUAUUUAGAAAAUUCUAAAGAAAAAAUAAUUUUUUAUUUAAAAAAUUUGCAAAAAUGACCACUGAAAAUAAUGAACAACCCACGACUAAUGAAGCAGCAACAGAAACAAAUCAAGAAGCGAACAAACCCUCAGCUGAAAAAGUAAAAACGAAAACCAAAAAGAUACAGAAGCCAGAAAAUGCAAUUCCCCGUGGUCAGCCCAAAUCCAAUCGUCCCUGGAAAACACCUAAAACCAAAUUCUCUACGUUGAAAAAGACUCAACCGCGUUUAUCAUUCGAAAAGAAAAUGGAACUACGCAAUGAAUUGCGUGCCAUCAAAGAAAAAUCGCGUGAACUAAAAGAGGCUCGCAAGGAAGAAGCUAUUGCUAAGCAUCAGCGUCGCGUAGAAAACGCCGAAAGACGUUUGGCCAAUGAACGUCGUGCUGAAAUUGUCCAGGUCAUUAAGAAUCCCUGGAAAUUGAAGCGCAUGAAGAAGAAGCAAAUGCGUCUUAUACAAAAGCGUGAUUUAAGUGAGGUAAAAGUUGUUUAGGUCCAAUAAAUAAAACUGAUUUUUCUAUUAGUUGUAAAUAAUAUAGGUUUAUUAAUUUUUUUAAAUUAAAUAAAAAUGUGAAAAAUUUAAUAAGUU